Lolium perenne is the source of this 2095-nucleotide messenger RNA. NCBI's taxonomy places the organism in Eukaryota, Viridiplantae, Streptophyta, Magnoliopsida, Poales, Poaceae. The record is from RefSeq and is a predicted model, not a curated record.
UGCCAUACACAAAACCCCCUGAUUUCCGUCGGAGCACGGUGUAGGCGACUGGGCGCGAGCGUCUCCGGCGAUCAUCUUAAUUUGCUCCCUGCUCUGGACGAUCCCUCCUGGCCAGAUCAACAAUGCCGCUUCCCGGCACACAAGAGGACGACGCAUCGGGAUCCAGGUCGAGGGCAAGAAGGCGGCUGAAGGAAUCCACAUCAACACCUCCUGUGCUCCGCCUUGGCAGCGCACCCGCAGCCACGCCGACGUCUGGAACCCGGCUGGAAAGAAGGAAACGGAGUGCUGUGUCCACGAAGAAAAAAUCCAGGAGGGGGAAAAAGAGGAUCCGCGGGGAGCGAGAAGAGGAGGACAGAGAAACGAAAAAAAGAGAUCUAGGGAGGGAGGAGGAGGAAGAAGAGGUGGUGGUUUCAUCUGCGCCCAGCUCGCCACUUUGCGAGCCAUACCUCCCUGGUGACGGGGUGAUAUAUAGCAGAAUUUACCAUCCGGAGAUAUACAAGGCCUUUGAUGCUGAAAUUUGAGUUACCGGCAAAAAUUAGCUGCCCAGUUUGAUCUGCCCACCCUUGAGUUCUUCAGAGCUUCCACAUGCCUGUCUGCUGAUCCUAAACUUCUUCCUGUACGUGAAUCUGGAAGAGAAGCAGUGCUUCGUUCUGCUCAUUAUGUCCUGGGGCUUUCAUCCUUUGUUAAUAAUACACUGCUAAGAAGGUGCUCUGGAUUCUGGAUUGAACGGGAUGGAAAGAAAAACACCGGCAUUGUUUUGACAACAGCACAUCUAAUACGCUCAAACUGCCCGUCUAUGGACCACUGGUUAGGCCAAGAUGAGUAUUCCGCUGAGGCUAAGGUUGUUAUUCACUUAUUAGAUGACACAACUGCAGAGGGCCAAUUGAUUUACCUCCAGAAGCAUUAUGAUCUCGCUUUUUUUAGGGUUGGAGUGGAUCAAUCUCUUCAGCUACCUGUACCUGAUUUUAGUAAUAGUGUGGAAUGUGCUCAAGAAGUUUUCCAGCUUGGGAGAGAUGAAAAAAUGAAUCUCAGGAUAACUCAUGGCAGGGCAGAAUAUUUGAAUCCAACUAUCUAUGAUCGCUAUCAUUACAUGUACCUUUCUCGCAAAGAUGUGGACAAUGAGUUUGAUGAUGGAGGACCAGUCAUUGACUUCGAUUCAAAUGUCGUGGGCAUAGUGAAUAAUUCUACCGACGGGUCUUUUAUACCUUCUUCGAUUCUACUUAAGUGCUUGGAUCUGUGGAGGACUCAUGGGUCCACCCCGCGUCCCCACCUUGGGUUGAAGUUCUUCGCCAUCAAGCUUUUAGACCCUGCUCAUAUUGAGAAGAUACGGCGCAAGUUUAAUAUUGAUCGCGGUCUUAUUGUUCAAGAGGUCUCAAAAGAAUCGCAUGCGGAGAAACUUGGAAUCCGAAUGGGCGAUGUUAUUGAAUGUUUUGAGGGAGAAAACAUUUCUACUACAGUUGAGUUGGAGAACAUGUUACUGGACUUAUCCAAGGGCCAUUUUGCCAAAGGAAAUGACAGUCAUGCAAAUAUAAAUGUUUCGAUUGGGGUGUUCAACGCUCGUAAAAGACUCUGGAGGACUAGAGAGUUGACUGUAAAUGUUUCUGAUCAAGGGGAAAUUGUUGCAGAAGCUACUCGUCCUUUCAAUAUUGAAGGGAUUUCUGCUUCGGUGCCACCUGACCUAGUUGCUUCAGGCAAGUCAUGUUACUUUCUUUGCAUUAGUUGUAUGCCAUGCAAGCUAGGAUUUGAGUCUGAUGCUUUUCCUUUCCGUCUUUCGUAGGAUAAACCGGGUCGCAAUGUGUUUUGCCGAGUUCAGCCUUUUGCAACAGAUACCUAUUUUGCUAUGCUCUUGAAGUAUAUGCCGUGCUCUAACCAUCAUGCUCGGUCAUCAAUUUUCUUCAAGGAGUAUGAUGGAAGCCAAGGGUUUUUAACUGAUGAUAUCUAUGUUAGCGAGUUUGGUUGAAAUUGCUCAGCAGAAGAAUACGUUUAUGUUUGCUUGAAGACCAACGUUGUACAUAUAACUUCUGAAUUGCUGUUAUGUUCACCAACUUUUGAAGAAAGUAUCUAAGCAUGAAGGGAAGCUUCAUGUUCAUCAUUU